Molecule: messenger RNA, 3726 nt
Organism: Anoplopoma fimbria (sablefish)
Lineage: Eukaryota; Metazoa; Chordata; Actinopteri; Perciformes; Anoplopomatidae
Gene: vegfaa
Product: vascular endothelial growth factor Aa
Exons: 8
Coding region: 437-1006 (189 amino acids)
Biological process (GO): response to hypoxia; sprouting angiogenesis; positive regulation of protein phosphorylation
Cellular component (GO): membrane
Molecular function (GO): chemoattractant activity; vascular endothelial growth factor receptor 1 binding; growth factor activity
Source: RefSeq, a predicted model, not a curated record
GCUUAAUAACGCAUGAACUGUAGCAGCAGCCGCCAAGAGGAGACAAAACGCAAGAGACUGGUGCCGCUGCUGAGCCGGGGACAAGCCGCUGUCGAUGCUCCCCCAAGGAUCUUAAGAGAGAAGUGAAGCCGCGGCACAGACAGGGGCGGACCGUCAGUAAGAACCACUAGAAGGGAGAUGACUUUAUACCGGCAGACACUGACACACACACACACCUUCAUGCUGUGGGAUUAAUGAGUGUAAAGGAAGACCUUCUCUUCCCGCCUCCACACUCAACAUUAUUACAGUGAUUUGGGGAGGAUCGCUCUGUUCCUGAGGUCCCGGCUCCAGAACCUCUCAUAGUGUCUUUGUCUGUGGAGGAGUGCGGCUUGUUGGAUGAUUUCGGAUCCUUAAACGUCAGCAGAGAUUUCAACACUUAUCGCGCGGAAUUACAACCAUGAACUUUGUUGUCAGUUUGGUACACAUCCUUUUGGCAGCGGUUCUUCACCUAUCCAUUGUAAAGACUGCCAGCAUUAACAAGAGCGUGGAGAAGAGUAAAAAUGAGGUCAUUCUUCUCCCAGAUGUCAUCACCAAGAGUAUGUGUCAGCCAAGGGAGGUGUUGGUGGACAUCUUCCAGGAGUAUCCUGAGGACACAGAACACACCUACGUUCCUUCAUGUGUCGUCCUCAGCCGUUGUGGAGGCUGCUGCAUUGACGAAGCCAUGGAAUGCGUUCCCAUGGAAACCAGCAAUGUCACGUUGCAGGUGAUGCGGUUUAGGCCAAUGGUAACGCAGCACACUAUUCACUUAAGUUUCACAGAGCAUCAAAAGUGUGAUUGCAGACUAAAGCCAGAUGUUCAAGCAAAGAAAGAAUACCACUGUGUGCCUUGCUCAGAGAGAAGGAAGCGCUUGUUUGUGCAGGACCCUCUCACCUGUAAAUGUUCCUGCAAAUUCACACAGUUAGACUGCAAGUCCAGGCAACUAGAGUUAAACGAAAGAACUUGCAGAUGUGAUAAACCAAGGAGAUGAGACCGGCAACACUGUUAUGAAGGAAUUCCCUCUUGGCACAGCACUUUGAAACCUGAGGAAGCAUUCCCUGCAAGGACACGAAAACACAACGCAAGACAGGACAUUCUUGACGCAUGUCUUGCCACAGUCUGUUUUUGCCUAAAGAUAUUAAUAUAUAUAUAUAUGUACAUAUACUGAAAGUACAUCGACAAUGUGUAUUGCUGCUACAUAAAAAGAGACUAUUUAAAGCGAAACGAAUGCGCCACUGGCGUGUGAACAGGAAAUGUUUCAGUGGCCUUCUGCUCAUGGGUGAUUCUUUUUUGUAACACUUCACUGGAUGCUUGUCUGCUGUGGAUAUGCAUAUCUUAUAUUUAUAUCAGUAACAAAAACUGAUGAGCCCAACUUCAACGAACGGUGCAGCAGCAGCCCAACUCACCUCUGAACUCUGACAGAAGAGACUAGUGAAGACAGAGGGAGGACGAGGAGGCGGAGGUGAAGGAACUGUUGUACUUGAUCUGAACAGCAGGUCCUAAUACUGUUUCCCUCUGUGUGACAUUAUGUGAAGUUUUGUCCCCACUUUAUGGACUGACUGGUGUAGGAAUACACCUCACACGUUUCCAGAAGUGUCUGUGGAUGCAGGUUAUAUGCUAAGGCGACUGAUAAUGUGAAGAUGACCUUUUCUCAUGGGAGGGUUACGUGAUGAUGGCAAGAACUGAUCUAAAACUAAGAUAAUGGUGAUGUUUUAGCAAGUAAACGAUUUUAGUCAAUGUUAAAAUUGGAUUAGGUUUGGGCCUAAGUGUGGGCAAGUGACCAAAGUUAAUAUUGGUCUUAAGUUUCCAUCAGGGUUAGAGUUAAGAAAACACGACCUGUUCCUGGUCUUGCCUCCCUCAUGUAACCCUUCCCUCAUGGGGAAAUAGACAUAUCUCUUUUUGUGCACAGACUUUAUUUUUACAUUUUGAGCUAUUGUGAUCCUUUAACAAAAUCUCCUGAGACCAGGCAGUCUAAAUUAAUAUUACUGUGGGUAUAUGCAAGGAAAAGAAGUGACUAGAAAUGCUGAUUAUAGAUCAGAUCAGCACCUCACUGUAGAAAUCCAAAACCUUCCAGUUCCCUUAUUUAAUAUUUUUGUGUGUGUUCCAAAGAAAUAGUCAGGCAUCCACAACAGUGUAGUUGAUCAGAAAUGAUCUGUAUAUACUUACUAGAUAUCCUUAUGUCUAGUACCCUACAUCUAAUUUAUAGACUAUGCUCAGUAUUCUGAUAUUUAUAUGCAGUGUUAAGGUUGUUUUAAUUUGUUGGAGAUUGAAUGAAGAACAUGUAUGACUUUAAACUCCUUUUUUUUGUGGGGAAAAAAGACUGAAAGACGAUGCUUUGACAUUCCGGAUUUAAACUGAAGCUGUGUUUCUCACCAGCUAGAGUGGGAACACGGUGGGCUGGUUGACCGAUAGAAACCCCAGCCAUCAACAUGUACGGGAAUGAUGCGCCAACACAGGUGUUUUUCAUUUUAGACUGGAGCGAGGGACAUGUGGUUUUGCACUUGUUGGCCCAAAGGCAUGUCAUAUGGAGGACUGAAGGAGUCUCAUUGCUGCUGCUCAGCUCGAACCUAAUUUAGUGAAGACUGUCCAAUCAGACUGAGGCCUCUAGUCUGACGGUGGUGAAAUGGCACAGUGUUCUCUCUGACUCUAACAUUAACUCCUCAUUCCUAAGUAUUACACUGUUGUGUGGUUCAGUAGGAUACAGCCACUUACCACAAAUCUAACAUUUCCUUUAAUGCUUAACUGUUAGCAUAUAAUAUAAAGACCUUCCUCAUUGAUGAGCUAUUAAAGAGACAUAUAGGAUAUACAAUUCAGUAAAGUUGCUAGGGAAGUAAUUAAAAGGUAAGUGCUACCGUAUAUGACGUAUAUUAUUUCAAAUAGGAACUGUGCGUUCACAUCAGCUUAUCAUGUGAUACAGUUUGUCUGGAGGCUGCUUGAUCUCAACAGCUUGGACCAUGAGAAAAAAUAAUUUAGUUCUGACAUUUAUCUGACGAAGCCUGGCAAGUGUUGAGAUACUCUGGUCCAAGAAUUAGUCAUUUGUGCUCAUGAAUUAAUAACUUGUGCCUAACAAUUAGUAUAUAAGCCCUUGAAAUAAUAACUUGUGCUCAAAUGAGUGUUAUUAAGGCCAAAACAACCCUGAUGAAUACCAUAAAGGAUACCAAAGGUAACACUUUUAUUGUUACUAUUGUGAGAUAAAACCUUAAACACAGUAUAUACGUGUUAUUGAGAAAUCAAUCCUUUCAUUGUCCACAGUUUUUUUCAACUUCGCUGAGACGCCCAAUGUAAACUGUUUUUCUCAAGAAUUGUUGACGGAUGAAGAUACAUGGAAUGAUCAUUUAUUUACAGGAAUUUCUUUUAAACAAAUUAUUAUAGUAUUUAAAGGUAUGAAUUCCUAAAUAUACUAACUGUAAGACUCUGUACAAUGUUGACAGCAAUGGUCAGAGGAGGGGUCCAGACUCAAAGUCAGUGAUUCAGACUUUUUCCACUAUUUACUGACACAUUUUGUUUCAUGAUCCUACCUGUGUUUCUAGAAGUGCCAGCUCUACCGCUGCUGUUAAUGUAAAUUACCUUCUGUGCUGCCACCCUCAAACUUAAGGCCUGAGAGUGUUCACUGAGACAGGCUGCUGGCUCUGGCCAAUGCCACUCGAGUCCUCUGAUGAUGACAAUGUUCUAAUCUUUUUCUUGAGUUUGUAUGGCCACAUUUUUAGUAUA